This is a messenger RNA of Osmerus eperlanus (European smelt), 3999 nucleotides long. It is a transcript of the gene smc6, whose product is annotated as Structural maintenance of chromosomes protein 6-like. Gene Ontology annotation, molecular function: single-stranded DNA binding; damaged DNA binding. Gene Ontology annotation, biological process: double-strand break repair via homologous recombination. The record is from RefSeq and is a predicted model, not a curated record. NCBI's taxonomy places the organism in Eukaryota, Metazoa, Chordata, Actinopteri, Osmeriformes, Osmeridae. The coding region runs from base 207 to 3464 and encodes 1085 amino acids. The transcript has 27 exons. Gene Ontology annotation, cellular component: site of double-strand break; Smc5-Smc6 complex; nucleus.
GGCUUUACUGGGACCGACCGAGCUCCUGCAGGGAAUUAUCUAAUGCGCAGCAGUGAAUAUGUUAAAAGAGAAUGUCUGACAUUACAGGUCUUUACAUUAGUAAACGUUUUAUGAACAUCGGAGACACAAUUUGAUUUAUUGUUGUGCUCCAACUGUUUUCAAGUUUCCCAUCUGCACUUCACCAACGAUUUUCAGGGUGUUUGACAAUGUCAAAAAGGAAAAGCACCUCUUUUGAAGAGACCCACCCCAAGCGGGGAAAGCCAGCUGAGGAGGAUAAUGUUGAUGAAGUGGGUCCCAGCCAGCCUCUUUCCUUACAAAAGACUGUUGGGGAGGUGGGCAUUGUGGAGAGCAUCACUUUGAGGAACUUCAUGUGUCACUCACUGCUCGGUCCAUUCACCUUUGGUUCCAAUGUCAACUUUGUUGUCGGAAACAAUGGAAGUGGAAAGAGUGCUAUACUGACAGCUCUGAUCGUGGCCCUUGGUGGCAAGGCGCAAGCCACUAACAGGGGGUCUUCCCUGAAGGGAUUUGUGAAGGAGGGAGAGAGCUCUGCAGAUGUGUCCAUUACACUUCGAAACAAGGGGAAGGAUGCCUACAAACCAGAGGUGUUUGGCCAGGCCGUUAUCGUGGACCUGAGGAUCACACGAGAGGGCAUGAGGUCCUACAAAGUCAAGUCGAAGGCUGGUCAGCUAGUCUCUACCAAAAAGGACGAGCUGAUGGCCAUACUUGAUCAUUUUAACAUCCAGGUUCACAAUCCUGUGUCAAUUCUCACUCAAGAGAUGAGCAAGCACUUCCUCCAUUCCAAAGGAGAGGGUGACAAGUACAAGUUUUUCAUGAAAGCCACUCAGCUGGAACAGAUGAAGGAGGAUUAUACCUACAUCAUGGAGACUAAAACCGUCACCCAGAGCACUGUGGAGAAGCAUCAGAGCUCUCUGGAGGAACUUCAGAGAAAUUACAAGGAGAAGGAGAAGCUGUACAAUAGCUUGGCGUCGCUGGAUGAGAUGCAGGCCAAGUUGGAGGAGCUGCAGAACCAGAUGGCCUGGGCGCUGGUAACAGAGAUGGAGAAGGAAGUGAAGCCUUGCAGAGAAAAGCUGGAGUCUGAGGGGAGGUCCACCAUCAAGUAUGAUGAGAAGGUGGAGGAAUGGAAGGGGAAGGUGGUGGAGGCGGAGAAGAGGGACAAGGAGAUCCGUGAUCAGCUGGAUGACAUCACGGUGCGUGUGCAGCAGAUGCAGCCCAAGUUGGCCCAGCUGAGGGCAGAGGAGCAGGCUAAGAACAAGCUCUACAAGGCCUCCGAGACCAGCGUCCACAAGAACCGAAACAACCUGAGGGACCUGGAGAAGGACAAGGACCAGCUGUCCAAGAGGAUUGACGAGCUCAAACAGAGUAUCAGCGAGACGACAGGCGCAGAGAGCCAGCUGCGUGCGGAGCGCAUCGAGAAGCUGCAGGCGGACCUCGACACCCUCAGCUUCCAAGACUCCACCCUCACCCAGCAGGUCGACCAAUACCAGAAGGCCGUGGACAGGGCCAAGGACGAGCUCGGCAAGAUGAAGCGAGAGGAGAGGCCGGCCCAGGUGGCUCUAGACGCUAACCAGAGGAACCUCAGGACCAUGGAGAACAGUCGCACCAACCGCCUGCGCCGCUUCGGAGAGCAGAUGCCUGGGCUGCUGGCCGCCAUUGAGGAGGCCCACCAGAGGGGCAGGUUCAAGCACAAACCCAGAGGGCCUCUGGGCUACUGUAUUGGUCUGAAGGACCCAGAGCUGGCCCUGGCGGUGGAGGUGUGUCUGAAGGGCCAGAUGCAGGCGUUUACGUGUGAUAACCAUGAUGACGAGCGUGUGCUGCAGGGCCUGAUGAGCAGGGUCUACCCUCGGGGCAGACCCUCCAUCAUCACCAGCCAGUUCUUGCCUCAUAGGCAUGACACCAGCAGGAGGGAGGUGAACCACCCCAACUACCCCUCCGUACUGCAGGCUCUGGAGAUUGAGGACCCCGUUGUGGCCAACUGUCUUAUUGACCAGAGAGGCAUUGAGUGCAUCCUGCUCAUCAAGGACACAAAGGAGGCCCGCAUGUUGCUGCAGGGCAGGAACCCCCCGAGGAACUGCUCCCAGGCCUUCACCAAGGACGGAGACCAGGUGUACACCAACCGCAGCUACGCCUCGGACCAGAGGAGGCCCAACUUCCUCAGCGGGGACGUGGAGGAGGAGAUCAGGCACCUGCAGGGGGAGAUAGAGAACCAGAGUGCCUACAUGGUGCGCUCUAGGCAGCAGAUGAAGAAGGUGGAGGACGACGUGAGGCAGAACGAGGGCCUUCUGAAGAAGGCCCACGAGGAGAGAAAGAGGACCAAGGACAAGUCUACGAAGCUGCAGCUGGAGAUAUCAGACCUGCAGAACGUGGAGGAACCUCAGUCUGAGGACCUGCGACCUCUGGAGGAGGAGCUGCAGGAGAUCCUGGAUAAGAUCGCCUCGUCGCGUGUGGAGAACGAGGAGGCGCGAGGCAGGAUGGCCCAGCUGAAGGCUGACUGGGAGGCGGGGAACCGGGAGUACCAGCAGCACAAGGAGCAGAUCAGCAGCGUGGCCGAGGAGGCCGAGCCCAUCAAGGAAGAACUAAAUAAGAAUGACCUCGAGGUGGAUAGGAAUAAGCGCCACAAGAAACACUACGAGGAGAAGCGCAUAGUUCACCUCAAAGGCAUCCAGGACCUAGAGGCCGCCCUGCAGGACAAGGAGAAGGAACUCACAACGUCCAUCGUCAAGGCGUCUGAGAUCUGUCCGGAGCGCUUGGAGGUACGGAGGUCAGCCAAGAGUCUGGACACUGAGAUCAGCCGACUGAAGCUGAAGAUCAGUUCCCAGCAAGUCCAGCAGGGGGACCCUGAGGAUAUCAUCAGACAGUACCACGACGCCAUGGAUAGCUACAAGACCGUCUCCAUGCAGGUGAAGAACCUCAACCAGUUCGUCCACCUGCUGGGACACAUCAUGAACGACCGGCACAAAGUCUACACGGAGCUUCGCAUGUAUCUGGCUGUGAGGUGUAAGUACUACUUUGACUCCAUGCUGUUCCAAAGAGGUUACACAGGGAAGAUGACCUUUGACCACAGGAAAGAGACCAUGUCCAUCUCGGUCCAGCCAGGGGAAGGGGACAAGGCUUCUCUGAGCGACAUGCGCUCUCUGUCCGGCGGGGAGCGCUCCUUCUCCACCGUGUGUUUCGUUCUGUCCCUCUGGGCCAUCGCCGAGGCGCCGUUCCGCUGCCUUGACGAGUUUGACGUCUACAUGGACAUGGUCAACCGAAGGAUCUCAAUGGAUAUGAUGUUGAAGGUUGCUGCCAGCCAAAGACACCGGCAAUUUAUCUUCCUCACCCCACAGAGCAUGAGCUCUCUUUCUGUAAACCAUCUGAUUCGGAUUCUCCGGCUGAAUGAUCCAGACCGCAGUCAAUCGGCCCUGCCUUUCGGCCAGAGGAACCAGGAGGAAGAAGAGGACUGAGAAAGAAGGAAGACACUGACUGAAGCACUGUUACUGCACACACUUGGUAACGAUGUGUGUUUUAAGUGUGUAAAAUAUUUAGAAAAUAUUUGUACAAUUCUGUUCUGGUUGAGAAAUUUGUAUAUAAUUUAGUUUUGGAUUUUUUUUAUGACUGAACUUGUCAUUUUAGUUCCCAGUGCAAACCAUUUACUUAUUACUGUAAAUGUUAUGGGAUGCAUGAAAGCACAUGCAUGUGUAGCAGUGUAUUUGUCUCUUUUUUUCUUCCUUUCCUUAAUUUUGAUAAUCGUAUGAGACACACCUAAAGUUUGUUGUAAUUUUUACAUUUUCUGAAUAUUAUAUACAAACAACUGCAUGGCAAAAAAAAAAAAUAUAUAUUUCAGCUGUUUUGGGCCAGUUGAAAAAAUAAAUAUAUUCAUGUUUUGUACAGAAGUUGGCAGUUGUGAGAUGUUUUUUACUUUUAAAGGUAAGACCAGAGAUUGUGAGGAGGGUCAUGAAAAGUCAUCUUUUUAAAUAAAGUUCACUACAUUUUGUCUCA